CAGUCAAAUCAUCGUCAGCUGCUAUUGUAUUAUGGUUGUAUUAUUUGAAGUUGUUUUAUUAUUAUUUUAACUGUGACUAAUAACGUGAGCGUCGGUAAAGUGUCAUAAAGUAUUACCUGAGUAUCACGUAAACCAAUCUGCAUUCAUGAAUAUAAUUUUAGUUGGCCUUCUUUUGAUGAUUCGACCGGCGCUCAGUAUGAUGAUAACACACUUUAAAUGCCGCGGCGGAGUUUACCCGCGGUCGUCUGUUGAAAGGUUCCCGGUACCUGAUGACAAAGUGAGCUGGGCCGUUGACUACAAAGAAUAUAGACCACGCAAUCAUACCGCACAAUCUAUUCAUGGGAAACCUUGGGCUGAUCCAGAGAUAGGUGAUCUUGAAUUCAACCCAAAAUGGAAUAAUUUAGACAAUAAUGUUGAUAGACAGAGUUACACAGGUCAAUACAAAAUAGUAGAUAGCUAUCCUCUUAAUCCUAUUGGGAGAACAGGCAUCAGUGGUAGAGGAGUGCUAGGCCGCUGGGGACCCAAUCACGCUGCCGAUCCAGUGGUCACAAGAUGGAGAAGACUGCAGUCGGGAGAAGUGGAGAUAGACAAGAAUAGCAAUAAACCAAUACUUCAGUUUGUAGCCAUAAAACGAGGAGACACUGGUGAAUGGGCCUUGCCAGGCGGUAUGGUAGAUCCUGGUGAGAAGGUGACAACAACAGCUGUCAGAGAGUUCCGUGAAGAAGCCAUUAACUCCCUUGUUAUGUCACAAGGUGAACUAAAAGCCUGGGAAGCCAAAUUUGAAUCCUUCUUCAGCGACGGCGAAGAAGUCUACAAAGGCUAUGUAGACGACCCCCGCAACACCGACAACGCCUGGAUGGAAACAGCCGCGUACAACUUCCACGACGACAGCGGGCACGUGGUCGGCGCGCUGACCCUGCACGCCGGCGACGACGCCGUCGGCGUUACGUGGGUCGACGCGACCCCAGACCUGAAGCUCUAUGCUAGCCAUAGUAGUAUUGUCAAUGAAGUGCAAAAGCGAAGGCUUAAUGCUUUUUCUUAAGUGGAAGUGUGACAACGAGGUAGUAAUCUCUCAGCUGCUUUGUUGUUAACAUGGAUUGCCAUCCUUAGUACAUGAUAUUAUCUUAUUUAAGUAAACUUUCUCACAUUUUUACAAACAAGUUACAAAAUAAUUGAAUAUUGAAUUACCUAUUACAAAGUCGCAUUAUUACUUAAAGCCUAUGUUAAAUUUGACACUCGUAAAUAAAGUCAUAACAAAAAAGUGUAGGUAUAGUCGGCGCCAUGUGCCAAACUCUCGUCUGUGUAUGGUAACUUGAAUCAUCCUGACUGAAUUUUUGCAUUUUUUUCGAAAACGAAAGAGUAGACCCUUUAGU
Molecule: messenger RNA, 1373 nt
Organism: Cydia pomonella (codling moth)
Lineage: Eukaryota; Metazoa; Arthropoda; Insecta; Lepidoptera; Tortricidae
Product: ADP-ribose pyrophosphatase, mitochondrial
Exons: 4
Coding region: 146-1042 (298 amino acids)
Molecular function (GO): ADP-ribose diphosphatase activity
Source: RefSeq, a predicted model, not a curated record